AUGCUUGUUGCUCCGCCAUCUAUUCAGCAAGAUUCUUUCUCAUCCUCCGCCAUCUAUUCAAUGAGAAAGAAUUCUCCUCCUCCGGCAUCUAUAAACACGAUCCUUCCCUCCUCCUCCUCCUUAAUCUAUUCGCACGAUUCUUUCUCCUACCUUGAUGUCCAUCUAUUCUCUCUGAAAGAAGUAACUCUCCGGCAUUUAAAAUCUUAUUGCAUUCUAUCUUCUUGUCCAUCUAUUCUCACGAUUCUUUAUCCUCCUCCGGCAUCUAUUCUAAAUAUUUUUUUAUCCUAUAUCUCCGCCAUCUAUUCACACAUUCUAACACUCCUCCUCCGACUCAUCUAUUCAAAUGAUUCUGUUAAUCCUCCGUCAUCUAUUCACGAUUCUUACCUACUUUAUUCUGUUGGUAAAAUGUAUUCUUGCACCUCCUCCACCAUCUAUUCACACGAUUCCUUUUCCAAAAUCCUCCACCAUCUCCACCAGUGGGGUAUUCUCCUCCUCCUCCAUUGGUCUAUCAAUAUAUGUUCUCCUCCUCCGGCAUCUAUAAACAAUUCUUUCUCCUCCUCCUCCCUCCAUCUAUUCGCACGAUUUUUUUUCCUAGAUUUACCUCCAUCUAUUCUCACGAUUCUUUCUCCUCCUCGGUGGUUAUUCACACGAUUCUUUCUCCUACUUCUCCGCCAUCUAUUCAUCAUGAUUCUUUUGUCCUCCUCCGCCAUCUAUUCACACGAUUCUUUCAUCCUCCGUCAUCUAUUCACACGAUUCUGUCAACUAUCACACUAUUCAAACAAUUCUGGCACCUCCUCCACCAUCUAUUCACACGAUUCAAAUUCCUCCUCCUCCACCAUCUAUAAACACGAUUCUUUUUCCUCCUCCAUAUCUAUUCACACGAUUCUUUCCCCAUCUCCGCGCCAUCUAUUCAAACGAUUCUUAUAUCUAUCUAUCUUUCGGCAGAUUCAUAUUCAUCUAUCUAUCUUGAAAAGCAUAUAUUCUAAACAUCUAUAUAGAUUCAUUGACUUUUCUUUAUCUAUCUAUCAAACUGCUCAAUAA
Molecule: messenger RNA, 1041 nt
Organism: Acanthosepion pharaonis
Lineage: Eukaryota; Metazoa; Mollusca; Cephalopoda; Sepiida; Sepiidae
Source: the annotation of a GenBank genome assembly